AUGGUCAAGCGGGACGAUAUUGGAGGAUUGGAAAGAGGGGGGAUCCAUGCGAAGACUAGCCGGGCAAAUAUCGUGUAUAUUUUGAUAGCUGGAAUGGGCAGUUUUGUGUUUGGAUACGCGAAUAACUGCAUUGCUGGCACGCUGGCCCAGCCCUCUUUCCAGGUAUUGUUUUUGUCGGGGAGCAAUGAAGAAUCAAUCAUCGGAGGCAUUAUGGGGGCUUUUCUUGGGGGUGGCGCUGUGGGAGCCAUAGUACAAGGUCCUAUUUCGAAUCAUUAUGGUCGUCGCACUGCCACAGGGUUUGCAGCUAUUCUGAUGGUCAUAGCGGGCGCAUUACAAGCAGGAAGCGUUCAUAUUGCCAUGUUUCUUGUCGCUAGGCUCGUUUGUGGAAUCAGUGCCGGUAUGAUAAUCACAAAUUGCCCUGUUUACAUGAGUGAAAUUGCACCUCCCCAUAUUCGAGGAAUGAUGGUUUCGAACCACGCCAUUUCAAUCGUCUACGCCUAUAUUUUCUCAUCUCUGAUGGCCCUUGCGUUCAGCUUCGUCGAUGCGCCAUACCAGUGGAGACUAAACUAUGUUCUUUUAACAUUCUUUGCUUUGGUCCUGCUUGUGUCGCUUUUCUUCCUCCCUGAGUCUCCUCGAUGGUUGUAUGAGAAGGGUCGAGACAAAGAGUCAUGGGAAGUCAUCCAGAAACUUCACAAAAACGAGGAAGAUCUUGAUGGAGAAUUUGCAAAGGCGGAGAUGUCUCAAAUCAAGGCACAAAUUGAGAUCGAAAGAGCUCUGCCCCGAGGCUACUUGCACAUUCUGCAUACACCACACCUGCGGUUCCGGGCGGCCCUUUCUGUCCUCGUUUGGUUUAUGGGACAAUCGACCGGGAUUCUGGUCAUUGCUAACCUGACACCGACGCUUUUUGCCGACCUUGGGUUUGAUACCACGUUGCAGUUUAGUCUUUCUGCAGCUUGGACAGUUUGCGCGCUUCUAGGAACAUUUGUGAACGCCGCGUUCAUGGAUAGGAUCGGCCGGGUCAAGCUCCUUGCAUUCGGAGGCUAUAUAGCGGCUGGCAUGCUUAUUUGCGAGGCAGUUUUGGAGAAAUAUUACAUUGGAAGCCCUAACAAAAACGGUCUGAACGCCGCGGUUGCCUUUUAUUUUCUAUUUGUUUUCUUCUAUGGCUGCACAGUCGACUGCGCCGCAUACGUUUAUAUCACCGAAAUUUGGCCAACGCACCUACGGAGCUAUGGUGCCACGAUUGGUCUCGUUUCAUUCUUCGUGUUCGCCAUUGCAUACACUUGUCCCGCCUCGCAGGCAUUUGCUCAGAUCGGUUGGAAAUAUUACUGGGUCAUGAUCUGCACAUGCAUUGUGUCAGCUACUAUUGUGUACUUUGUCUGCCCUGAGACGGCUAAAUUGACACUGGAAGAAAUCAAUGCCUUAUUUGGUGACGAGGUUGCUCAAGCACUUGAUCAAGUCGUCAAUACAUCGGCUGCUGAUUCCGUCAAGGAAACUAAAGGCGAUCAAGCUUCUCAUAUUGAGAGUAAAGAAGAAUCAUUCAAAUAA
Molecule: messenger RNA, 1545 nt
Organism: Penicillium pulvis
Lineage: Eukaryota; Fungi; Ascomycota; Eurotiomycetes; Eurotiales; Aspergillaceae
Exons: 5
Coding region: 1-1545 (514 amino acids)
Biological process (GO): transmembrane transport; carbohydrate transport
Cellular component (GO): membrane
Molecular function (GO): carbohydrate:proton symporter activity
Source: RefSeq, a predicted model, not a curated record